AUGAAGCAGAUAGGAGCAGAUAUACGCAAUAAAUGCCGGGCCGAAAUCGAUGAGUACGUCAAUUGCUCAGCUGAGACUAAUCUGGUGAUGUUCAAGUGCAAAAAUGAAGCCAAGGAACUCUACAAAUGUGUCAGAAUCUACCAAAAGGAUGCGGCAACACCUGAAGCUCAGCAAAAGGUGAUGGAAGAACGAGUACGAAAGGGAGAGAGCGUACUAAAGGAGAUACAUUUAUAA
Theileria equi strain WA is the source of this 234-nucleotide messenger RNA. RefSeq lists its product as hypothetical. The transcript has 3 exons. The record is from RefSeq and is a predicted model, not a curated record. The coding region runs from base 1 to 234 and encodes 77 amino acids. NCBI's taxonomy places the organism in Eukaryota, Apicomplexa, Aconoidasida, Piroplasmida, Theileriidae.